AUGAUGAUCAAAUUGUCGCCCAUCCGUCUGCUCAUCGCACGCCCCGCUGCCAUUGGCCGCACAGUCCGCCCCACCCGCUAUGUUCCGAUGAGCAAUGGCCCAUCUCGCUUUUACACUACAGCAUACGAAGAGGCAUCGGAAGAUCCUGCCGCCGCCGCCGAUGCCACGGCCACCGUGGUCGCCGACCAGAGAGACAUCAAGAACUUGAUGCAUUCGGCCACGUGGUUGGAUGCGUUGACCGAACGUGAACGCCAAUUGAAGGACGGCAAGACGUUGGACUCGUACAGCUACGUCAACCCCAAAACGACCGCCGUGACGGAGAAGACCCGCUCGGAGUCCUUCUCGUAUCUCAUUUUGCCCUUCAAGGAUGACCAAUGGCUCUGCGACUCGUACAUCAAUGCCUUUGGCCGUUUGAGAGCGGGCCAGUUGUUCCAGGACUUGGACGCCUUGGCCGGAAGAAUUGCUUACAAGCACUGUGCUCCUGCUGAACCUGUUAAUGUGACCGCGUCCGUCGACCGAAUCUUGAUGUUGAAGAAAGUGGACGAGAUCCAGAACUACAACUUCGUGUUGGCGGGCUCUGUUACGUGGACUGGUAGAUCCUCGAUGGAGAUCAGUGUCAAGGGGUAUGCGUUCACCGAGUCCAUUCCCGAGAAGAUCGUCGAGCUGGAGUUGCCCAGCGAGAACGUGUUCUUGGCUGCCAACUUCACUUUUGUAGCCCGUAAUCCUCUCACCCAUAAGUCCUUCGCCAUCAAUACCCUUCUACCAGUCAACGAGCAGGAGUGGCUCGACUACCGCCGUGCGGAGUCCUUCAACGCCAAGAAGAAGCUUGCCGCCAAGAACAAGUCCAUCAUCGAACCUACUGAUGAAGAGAACAGACUCGUCCAUGACAUGUGGAAGGCCUCGAAGACGGUUCAGCCCAGCGUCAACAGCUCCGUUCAAUUCAUGAAGGACACCACGUUCACCUCGACCUUGUUCAUGCAGCCCCAGUACAGAAACAGACACUCGUACAUGAUUUUCGGAGGUUAUCUCUUGAGAAACGCCUUCGAGUUGGCCUACUUGACUGCUGCUGCCUUCACCUCGGCCGGCCCAAGAUUCGUCUCGUUGGACUCCACUACUUUCAAGGCACCAGUGCCUGUCGGCUCCGUCUUGUCUAUGACUGCUUCUGUUUGUUACACCGAGCACUUGGGAGAAGAUACUGGAUUUGAGAGUCCAUUCAACUUGCCGCCAACGAACAAGCUCUCGUCGAAGCCAGACUCGUUCUUGCUGGAGGCUGGUACUUUGGUUCAAGUCAAGGUUGACACUACCAUCAAGGCAUUGGACUCGCCUGAAUCCAAGGAGUCUGGCUGUUUCAUCUACUCCUUCUUCGUGCCACACAGCUCGUACUCUGACGCAGAGGAGCACUGCUCUCUGGUCAUUCCACAAACCUACUCUGAGAUGAUGAGUUACCUCGAGGGAAGAAGAAGAGCCUUGGACACCGCCAACUAUGUUAAGAGCAUCCUGGGCUCUGGCAAGGGUCUCUAA
Australozyma saopauloensis is the source of this 1521-nucleotide messenger RNA. RefSeq lists its product as uncharacterized. Gene Ontology annotation, cellular component: mitochondrion. Bases 1 to 1521 code for a protein of 506 amino acids. The transcript has a single exon. NCBI's taxonomy places the organism in Eukaryota, Fungi, Ascomycota, Pichiomycetes, Serinales, Metschnikowiaceae. The record is from RefSeq and is a predicted model, not a curated record. Gene Ontology annotation, molecular function: fatty acyl-CoA hydrolase activity. Gene Ontology annotation, biological process: acyl-CoA metabolic process.